Neodiprion virginianus is the source of this 820-nucleotide messenger RNA. RefSeq names its product THAP domain-containing protein 1-like. The record is from RefSeq and is a predicted model, not a curated record. NCBI's taxonomy places the organism in Eukaryota, Metazoa, Arthropoda, Insecta, Hymenoptera, Diprionidae. The transcript has 6 exons. The coding region runs from base 53 to 820 and encodes 255 amino acids.
CUUCCGAUUUCCCGUGAAAGAGGUGUUCCGCCUUCAGCAGUGGUUAAAAGAAAUGAAGAGGAAGGACUGGAAGCCAAACCGAAAUAGCACAUUGUGUUCAGCUCAUUUUACAAAUGACUGCUUUGAUAGGACAGGAUUCCUAAUUACAUUGAAAAAGAACAGUGUACCAACUAUAUUUGACAACCCAAAAUCAGAGUGUUCAUCUUGUCACCGAUUAAGGGAAUAUGGACGUGGCUAUUCAUUCUUCAAGUUCCCAUUGGACGAACCUGAUAUUAUGAAGCAGUGGAUCGCAAAUAUAAACAUUGGACCGUGGUCUCCAUCAAGUGAUAGCUUUCUGUGUUCCGACCACUUUGAACCCUCUUGCUUUCAGAAGAAAAGCAAAAAUUGUAUAACUUUACGAAAAGGCAGUAUCCCAACGUUAUUUGGUGAAAACUUGCAGCAGACCGAAUUUCAGAAUGAAUCCGAUCGGCCCACCACAGUGAAUGUAACCAAAUUACAUGAUCUUGAUGAGCCAUUGUCUACCACAGUAAAUACAACCGAAGUACAUGAUGUUAAUAGGCUAUUGAUUUCAGAUGUAACAGACCAGAAUGCCAAUGCCAUUGUCUCCGUAGAUGUAACAGAGCAAAACGCCAACGCCAUAGAAACUGAUAGUGAUCGUCUCAGUUUGAGUACUAACCUCCUCAGCUCAAGUAAUAAUGACUCUAGGGAUAACCUGAGUACUAAGUUGACACCAACAAGCGUAUGCAUUGGUGGCAUUCAAUUCAUUCGAAGGCAGUCUCACAUGAUCAUCGCUACACACAUAGUCCGAGGACCACUAUGA